AUCAGAGCAGUAGGCUUGAUUGUCAGGAGGACAAAGCAAUUUCAUCCGUUACUUGUGCCAGUGACUUCAGUGACCCUGUGUAUAAAGAAAUUGCUAUAGCCAACGGGGCUGUCAAUAGGAUGACUAAGCAUGAACUUAAGUGCAAGCUUACAGAAUAUAAGCUUGAUACAAGAGGCGUAAAAGAUGUUCUGAAGAAACGCUUGAAGAAUUACUACAAAAAGCAGAAACUAACAUACACAAAAGACUCUGGAAGCAGUGAUCAAUAUUACGAUUACAUCUGUGUUAUAGACUUUGAAGCGACCUGUGAGGAGGACAACUCACCAGACUAUAUUCAUGAGAUUAUAGAAUUCCCAAUCAUCUUGCUAAAUACAAAAACUCUGGAAAUUGAGGAUACAUUUCAAUGUUAUGUGAAGCCAGAAGUUAAGACGGAACUUUCUAAUUUCUGCAUCAGCCUAACAGGAAUCACCCAGGAAACUAUUGACCAUGCAGACACUUUUCCCAAUGUCCUUCGAAGUGCCGUGGACUGGAUGAAAAAAAAGCAACUUGGGACAAAAUACAAAUAUGCCAUAUUAACUGACGGGUCUUGGGAUAUGAGCAAGUUUCUGAACAUGCAAUGUCGUGUUAGCCGCAUUAAAUUUCCAUGUUUUGCAAAAAAGUGGAUCAACGUACGUAAAUCUUAUGGAAACUUUUAUAAGGUGCCAAGGAAUCAGACAAAACUGACUUUAAUGCUGGAAAAAUUAGGUAUGAAGUAUGACGGGCGUCUGCAUAGUGGCCUGGACGACUCUAAGAACAUUGCCCGGAUUGCUGCUCGUAUGCUUCAAGAUGGCUGCGAACUUCGUGUCAAUGAAAGGAUUCAUGCAGGACAGCUUAUGAGUGUUUGCAGCUCUUUGACAUUUGAAGGGGCCCCCAUGCCUCAAAAUCCAAGCUUCAGAAAAUAAUUUUUUUAUUUUGGAAUAGAUACGAUUUUUUUUUUGAUUUUUUUUAAAGCACCUUUAAAAUUCUGGUUUUAAAUACCUAAUCAUAACUAGUGAGGUAAAUAGCAACACUUUGUAUGCUGUAUGAUUUUAAACGUUUUCCUUAUUAGCUCUGAUGUUUCAAUUUGGAAACAAAAUGCAUAAACUUUUUAUUAGUAUUUUUGUUGUUUCUUAUGUGAACAAAUUAUAAAGUUAUUAAAAUAUUUACAUUUUUAAGAUCA
Molecule: messenger RNA, 1195 nt
Organism: Bombina bombina (fire-bellied toad)
Lineage: Eukaryota; Metazoa; Chordata; Amphibia; Anura; Bombinatoridae
Gene: ERI1
Product: exoribonuclease 1
Exons: 6
Coding region: 120-938 (272 amino acids)
Biological process (GO): exonucleolytic trimming to generate mature 3'-end of 5.8S rRNA from tricistronic rRNA transcript (SSU-rRNA, 5.8S rRNA, LSU-rRNA)
Cellular component (GO): cytoplasm; nucleolus
Molecular function (GO): nucleic acid binding; 3'-5'-RNA exonuclease activity
Source: RefSeq, a predicted model, not a curated record